Molecule: messenger RNA, 1320 nt
Organism: Alternaria atra
Lineage: Eukaryota; Fungi; Ascomycota; Dothideomycetes; Pleosporales; Pleosporaceae
Exons: 1
Coding region: 1-1320 (439 amino acids)
Molecular function (GO): FAD binding
Source: RefSeq, a predicted model, not a curated record
AUGAACAUUUUGAUCGUUGGAUCAGGCAUUGCCGGAACAACCUUGACCUACUGGCUCUCUCACAGUGCUGAAAACACCAUCACCAUUAUUGAAAAAUCCCCCUCGCUCUUACCGCAUGGCCAAAACGUCGACAUCCAAGGCAGCGCUGUAACCUGCAUCAAGAAGAUGGGUCUGAUGCCACAAGUCCAGCUAUACAACACAAAAGAGCUUGGUACCCAAUUCAUUGACUCACACGGAAAUCCCUUUGCACCUUUCCCUAUCAAAGAAGGAAGUUCAGCAAGCCUAACAUCCGAGUACGAAAUCCUACGCGGCGACCUCGCAAAGAUCCUAUACGAAGCAACACAAUUCCAUUCCAAAGUGACCUAUCUAUUCAAAACAACAAUCACGCAAAUCCUUGAAAACAACUCCUCAGGCGUAAAAGUAUCUCUCAGCGACAACACAAUACGCACCUACGACCUCGUCAUUGCAGCAGACGGUCAAUGGUCCAAAACACGCAGUCUGAUCUUCCCGCCCCAAGACGUCAGGAUAACGUAUCAGGGCAUGUACGCCGUUUAUUUCAUCGUGCCACGACUUGCAUCCGAUACAGCAUGGUGGAAUAUCUUCGUCGCACAGGGUUCGCGUACUAUUUCCACGCGUCCGGAUCCACAUGGUACUCUUCGCGCGAUGUUUACUUUCAUGCCAUAUACCCCUACUCAAAAGACUCGGUGGGCUGAAGCUAGUAGACUGGGAAGGAGCGCACAGAAGGAACUUGUCCGCGAGGAAUUUGCAGACGCAGGUUGGAUCAGUGACAGACUUCUUGAUGACAUGGCCUCAGCACCGGACUUUUACUUCCACGCCAUCAAUCAAGUUAAGAUGGAGCGGUGGAGUCGCAAUCGCGUGGUUUGCCUGGGUGAUGCGGCGUUUUGUCCUAGUCCGUUGACAGGAAUGGGCACGUCGCUUGCAGUGCUGGGAGCGUUUGUUUUGGCGGGGGAGUUGAGCUGUAUGGAUUUUCCCUCGUCUUCGGCUUCGACUUCAGAUUCGUUUAAUGCCCUUAUUAGUGCGCUUGCGAGUUACGAAGAGAGGUUUCGACCGUUUGUUGAGCAGAGUCAGGAAAUCCCGCCUUUUGUACCGGAAAUUAUGCACCCAGGCUCGGCGUGGAAGAGAAUGGUGUUGCAUGGAUUCUUGACAAUGGUAUCGAAGGUUGCGAGGUGGGAAUGGGUCGGUCGGUGGAUGGGGGAUGCGGAGAGCAGGGACGAUGGGUUCAAGUUACCAGUAUACGCGGUGUCCGAAGAGAACAGUGAGAAAUUAGACAAGACGGAUCGUGAGAAAGAAAGGAGAUGA